AUGUACGGUGGAAUGCUUGAGGCGUUGCUAGAAAGCGUGGACGAUGCCGAGAAGGUGCUGGAAGAGGGCAGUACUGGAGACGCGCAGCAGAUGGCGGCCAAUACAGCAGGUAUUCUGCAACAGAUCAGUAACGAAGUGAGUUUGUUGUCGCAGGCAGUCAAUGCGCAUGAGCGGGAGAUGAAGAGGUUGAAUGAGAUAGCCAGAGCGAUUCGUCGAGCGUGA
Molecule: messenger RNA, 222 nt
Organism: Fulvia fulva
Lineage: Eukaryota; Fungi; Ascomycota; Dothideomycetes; Mycosphaerellales; Mycosphaerellaceae
Exons: 1
Coding region: 1-222 (73 amino acids)
Source: RefSeq, a predicted model, not a curated record